AUGGGACUUCUCGCUAUUCUGAAAAAGAUCAAGCAAAAGGAGAAAGAAAUGCGACUGCUAAUUUUGGGCCUCGACAGCGCCGGCAAAACGACCAUCCUCAAGCGGUUUUGCGGGGAACCAAUCGAUAAGAUAGAGCCUACGUUGGGUUUUAACAUUCAAAGUUUACAGCAUGCUGGAUACACAUUAAACCUGUGGGACGUUGGAGGUCAAAAAUCGAUCCGUGCCUAUUGGAGGAACUAUUUUGAGUCAACCGAUGGUCUCGUGUGGGUUGUCGAUAGUACAGAUCGCAUGCGGUUGGAACUGUGCAAGCAGGAAUUGUUGGAUCUUCUUCAGCAAGAGCGCUUGGCAGGCGCAUCACUACUUUUAUUUGCAAACAAGCAGGAUAUCGUUGGGGCCUUGUCGGCAAGUGAUAUUGCUGACGUAUUGGAAUUAAACACCAACAAACAAUACGACAAUCGACAUUGGAGUAUUCACGCUUGUAGUGCAGUGACAGGAGAAGGCCUAGCAGAGGGUAUGGGAUGGAUUGUUGACGACAUCGGAAAUCGCAUUUACAUGCUGGCUUAG
Messenger RNA from Phaeodactylum tricornutum CCAP 1055/1, 564 nucleotides. RefSeq lists its product with no specific name. The coding region runs from base 1 to 564 and encodes 187 amino acids. Gene Ontology annotation, cellular component: microtubule cytoskeleton; cytoplasm. The record is from RefSeq and is a predicted model, not a curated record. Lineage: Eukaryota; Bacillariophyta; Bacillariophyceae; Surirellales; Neidiaceae. The transcript is spliced from 2 exons. Gene Ontology annotation, molecular function: GTPase activity; GTP binding. Gene Ontology annotation, biological process: protein folding.